AUGCAAAAAGAAAUCAAGACGGUUUAUGGCCCCUUCGAUGUGUCUACGUUAGUUGAAGCUACCAGGUAUGGUAUCUGGGACGUGACUGCACUUGUCAGACAGUGCCGUACGGUACGGUACGGUACUCUGGGCAGGCAACAUCUGGUCUACCGACUGGUACAGUUCACAAACAACCGGGGACAACUACGAAUGGGCGUUUGCACCUCGUUCUUGAAAAACAUGAUGGGGAAACAUGAUGCCAUUAUCGACGAUGAAUUGUGGGUAGAAGAAGCAUUUCCAGCCAGAAAACCAUCCAGAGUACCUACUUUUUGCUUGUGGGGCCGACGUUGUGCUUGGACUUCUGCCAUGGUCCAAACAAACAACUGCUGGCUUGGUUUGGAAAGGAGCAAGAUAACCGGACGAGAGAAGGUCCUUCACGUGGGAUGGAGGUUGUCGCUUGAGCAUUCGUUGGACGGCGGAGCUUUUCAGGAGGCACAGACAUGGUGCUGA
Messenger RNA from Seminavis robusta, 489 nucleotides. The record is from the annotation of a GenBank genome assembly. NCBI's taxonomy places the organism in Eukaryota, Bacillariophyta, Bacillariophyceae, Naviculales, Naviculaceae.